UUGGAAGAACUUCUAACAUAUACACUAGAUGUAACUGUCUUAGAAAUAUGAGUCACAAUACUUUUGUUGGCUUCAGUAUUAGUAAAAAUAUAUGGGAUACAUCGAUUGCCUGCCAGUACUAUCGCCACCAGGCCACCCACGCAAACGGAAGAAAACCAUCGAUAGCCACCCAGCCAGCGCUUCUGCUCACGCUGUCGCUGCCGCUGCUGCCCCACUGCUCCAACAAUAUCACUAACGUUUUGCUCCACCAAGAGAGAGAAAGGCUUUCCCCGCUUUCCACGGCCAGCUGCGGUUGCAACGCCAUCAACAACGACCCAAACACGCUGGGGCCUGUUUGCACAGGAAUACAACAAUACAACAUUGAGAGCAGUGUUAAAAUAAAUCUGUGAAUAAUCAUUUGAAAGUGUCA
Messenger RNA from Drosophila miranda, 409 nucleotides. RefSeq lists its product as uncharacterized. Lineage: Eukaryota; Metazoa; Arthropoda; Insecta; Diptera; Drosophilidae. The coding region runs from base 48 to 389 and encodes 113 amino acids. The record is from RefSeq and is a predicted model, not a curated record. The transcript has 2 exons.